This is a messenger RNA of Pipra filicauda (Wire-tailed manakin), 1822 nucleotides long. RefSeq names its product N-acetylglucosamine-1-phosphate transferase subunit gamma (gene GNPTG). Gene Ontology annotation, cellular component: Golgi apparatus. The record is from RefSeq and is a predicted model, not a curated record. NCBI's taxonomy places the organism in Eukaryota, Metazoa, Chordata, Aves, Passeriformes, Pipridae.
UGUCCGAGCUCCCACAUGGCAAGGGGGCAGGGGAACUUGGCCUCCAGGCCGCCUCCGGCCGCGGCCCCCUCGCCCUCCAGGCAAGCUGAAAACAGCGGGCACACAUCAGCGUCCAGCGGCCGCACGGCCCAGUCCUGCCGGACCCGCCGGCCCGGACCCGCCGGCCCAGACCCGCGUCCCGCGGCCCCUCACGCACCUCUCAGCGCAGCCUCCGCGUCCGCCGCGAAGGUGUCGAGGCUGCGAGCCCCGCGCCGGCCCCCGCGCCGGCUCCGCACCAUGGCCGCGCUGGGCGGAGCGGCCGCCCCGCCCCGCGCGCUUCCGCUUCCCGCGGAAAGGGCGAUGGCGGCCCGGCUGCUGCUGGCGGCGCUGGGCGCGGCGCUGGGUCUCUUCGCCUCGGCGGGGAAGAUGAAGAUCGUGGAGGAGCCCAACACGUUCGGGUUGAAUAACCCAUUCUUGCCUCAAACAAAUAGGCUCCAGCCAAAGAUGUCCCCGUCUGCAGUAUCAGGCCCUGCACAUCUCUUUGGGCUUGCUGGCAAGUGUUUCAGUUUUGUGGAAUCCACGUACAAGUAUGAGUUUUGUCCUUUCCAUAAUGUCACUCAGCAUGAGCAGACUUUUCGAUGGAAUGCCUAUAGUGGGAUUUUAGGAAUCUGGCAUGAAUGGGAAAUUAACAACAACACAUUUGUUGGAAUGUGGAUGAGGGAAGGAGACUCAUGUGAAACUAAGACCAGACAAACAAAGGUUCAUCUUGUUUGUGGAAAGAGCAAUAAAUUGGCUUAUGUGUCUGAGCCAAGUACUUGUGUUUACUCUCUGACAUUUGAGACUCCUCUUGUGUGCCAUCCCCACUCUCUUUUAGUUUAUCCAACUCUGCCUGAAGCACUGCAAAGGAAGUGGGAUGAAGCAGAGCAGCUUCUGUAUGAUGAACUAAUAACUGACCAGGGUUACAAAAAAAUACUGAAAGAGAUUUUUGAGGAAGCAGGACUUCUAAAAGCAACAGAAGAAAAAGAAGCUGAGAAACAGAGUAAGAAAAUAAGUCUGGAAUUCAAAACAGUGGAAAAGUGCAGUAAGGAAUACAAGCAACUUUCUGAAGAAAUAAAAAAACUUAAAGUUUUAUUAGAUCAGCAUGGUAUUGCAUACAAAGCAAAUUCUGCUGAAAAUACCAGUGUUGAAUAUGUAAGUCACAAACUGGCAACUGCAGUGACAACAGUUCUUAAUGGGUCAAAGGAUGAGCACCUGCAUGGCGACACAGGAAUUUGGAACUACACUGUAUGAAGAAACUUGGGUGGUUCAUAUGGAACGUCAAUUAAGUUGAACACGUAUCAUGCCACUGAAAUGAUUUAUCUUCUUGCAAGUAUUUUUGACUUUAUGAAUUUCUGCCCUAAAGCAAAGGAAAUGUGAGGGCUGACCAUUAUGAGAACAGUUGGCUAGUUUCUGAGAACAUUUGUGAAACUUUCUUUGCUACAACUGGUGUUUGGCAGAGGCUUACAGAUUCCGUGUGUCCAAUCCUAGCCUUUUUUUUAUUGAUCAAGUGUGGUAACAGGUGGUGUAAAUAGAAAACAGCUCAAGACCAGUGCUGUUAGAUGUUGUAUGAAAGGUAAUAAAUACAAUGUUAAGAACAUGUUAUUUCAUCUGUAUGCUAAAAUGUUUUCUGCGGACUUUAGCAGAAAAGGAAACGUUUUCUGUCACAGCAGUGCUUAACACACCACCCACCCACAUUCAAAGGUCGAUGUCAUCUUUAGCUAUCAGUUUAAAUGAAAGCCGUUCGGGAUCUGACUGAAACGUGCAAUGAAAUCAGUGAAUUGUUAUAAAAGCAUAGUUGUGGUAA